Molecule: messenger RNA, 1643 nt
Organism: Myxocyprinus asiaticus (Chinese sucker)
Lineage: Eukaryota; Metazoa; Chordata; Actinopteri; Cypriniformes; Catostomidae
Product: epidermal growth factor-like protein 7
Exons: 9
Coding region: 398-1255 (285 amino acids)
Biological process (GO): anatomical structure development
Cellular component (GO): cell surface; extracellular region
Molecular function (GO): calcium ion binding; signaling receptor binding
Source: RefSeq, a predicted model, not a curated record
AAAAAAAAAAAAAAAAAAAAACAGAAAUCCCACGCGAACACGGAGAGCUGAUCCACGGGAGGCACGCGCCAGGAAUUUUGCGCGUUUUGGGGCAAACGCAUGCUUUUUUGGAAUAUUUAUAAAGAAUAUUUUGGGCCUGUACUUUAGUUUGGUGGGAAACUUUGUUUUAGGACGCUCUGGGGGACCACUCUAUUUCUUUUUUCCCCUUACGUCCACGCGCGACACUGUGUAGCCUGUGUUGGAUGUUUUGCUUCACAGCGCUUAAGCUCGUGGACAGUCGUGAUCCAGUAGCUGAUUGGCUCAGGCAUAGCCGAGUGUGUCAAAGGGGUCGGACAUACCUGAAAGUCACUCAUUCUCUUGUGAGACAUACCUAAGAGGGAGACAGGUAUAGAGAGAGAUGUACACAGCGGUCCUGCUCUCUUCCCUGUUUCUCCUGCAUGUGACCUGUACGCCUCAGUUUCACAGUCACCAUGGGAGGAGAGUGUGUAUUGGAGAUGCAUGGAGUCAUCGUGUGUCUUAUAGCACAGAGUCAUUUCUGCAACCUGUACACAAACCCUACAUCACCAUGUGCCAGAAUCACCAUGUGUGUAGCACCUACAAGACAAUAUACAGGGUUACUUAUAGGCAGGUGAGCAGAACAGUUCCUAAUGUACACAUUUACCCAGAGUGCUGUCCGGGAUGGAGACGUGUGCAUUCGCACAACUGUAACCAAGCAGUGUGUGAGCAGUAUUGUGUAAAUGGAGGGUCGUGUGUAAGGCCUAAUCAUUGUGUGUGUCCAAAAGGAUGGACGGGGCGAUACUGCCAAAUAGAUUUAGAUGAGUGUAAGGAAGGUCAUCGCUGCUCAAAGAAAUGUGUGAAUACGGUGGGGAGUUUUCGGUGUGUGUGUGAGGAUGGAUACAGUCUGGCUGAAGACAAACUGACGUGUACGAGAGUUUCUCCUCCAACUAACGCACCUGCCAGUCCUCCUAAAGUAGAUCAUCACGCAUCCAAUAGAGAAGAUGGUGGAGGUUUGGGAUUGGUGGAGAACGUAACAGAGGAGGUUCGGAUCCUAAAGAAUAGAGUCGAGCUACUAGAACAGAAACUAGAGAAGGUUCUGGCUCUGUUCACCACUCUCUUCCCCGUAGACGGAGUCGGAGGUGACAAGAACGGCUUCCUGUCCCAUUCUCUGCAGCAACUUGACCUUAUCGACUCGCUCAGUGAGCAAGUCGGAUUUCUGGAGGAACGUAUCGGAACCUGUGCCUGCCAGGAAAACUAGAUGAUCACUCAAAGAUGGGCUGGAUAAUCUGACGGCACAUGUGAAAACAAUAGCACAGACACUUAAAAUCAACAACCACAACAUUGAUCAAAGAAGCCAUGUAAAUGCUUUAAAUUCAUUUGACAAGAAUGUAGAGGAAACAUCUUAAAAGACACACUUCUUGAUCUGGUGCUUUAAUCGUUUAGUAAUUGUUUUGUAUUUCUUUUCUUUUAUUAAGUGCAGCUAUCUGGUUUCUUCAUGUGUCAGUAUAGGUCAAAUGUAUAUAUUUAUAAUUCCAUGAUCUUUUCCGGAGUAUCUAUUUUGGAAAAAACAACGUGUACUUUACCCAUUUUUAAUUGUAAUUUUUACCCUUCAUUUGUUUUUGGUAAUAAAAUGACAAAAUUUUGAA